Oreochromis niloticus (Nile tilapia) is the source of this 2334-nucleotide messenger RNA. RefSeq names its product cytochrome P450 3A30. The record is from RefSeq and is a predicted model, not a curated record. Bases 72 to 1595 code for a protein of 507 amino acids. The transcript is spliced from 14 exons. Lineage: Eukaryota; Metazoa; Chordata; Actinopteri; Cichliformes; Cichlidae. Gene Ontology annotation, molecular function: iron ion binding; heme binding; steroid hydroxylase activity.
UUAUGUAACAGGACUCCUCCUCUCUGAGAUCAGCUAGAAAUUACUUUAAUGCAGCCGAGCAAGAGGGAGCCAUGGGUUUUAUUCUUUUCUUCUCUUUAGAAACAUGGAUACUGCUGAUCACAUUUAUCUGCAUAUUUGUUAUGUACGGCCACUGGACCUUUGGUAUAUUUGAGAAGAUGGGGAUCCCAGGUCCAAAGCCAGUCAUGUACUGGGGGACAAUAGCCAGGCACAACCGUGUUCACUUCUUAGAUGACUAUGAAUGUGCUCAAAAGUAUGAGAGAAUAUGGGGUGUGUAUGAGUUUAGGAAACCCAUGCUGGCUGUGAUGGAUCCUGACAUGCUGAAAACCAUCCUGGUGAAGGAGUGCUUCACCUACUUUACCAACCGCAGGAACUUUCGUCUGAACGGAGAUCUCUAUGACGCAGUGUCUCUGGCUGAGGAUGAUCAGUGGAGACGGAUUCGUAACAUCCUCUCUCCCUCCUUCACCUCUGGCCAUCUAAAAGAAAUGUUUAGCAUCAUGAAGCAUCAUUCGCGCAAACUGACAGACAGCCUGCAGUCCAAGGCGCACAAUGAUGAGGUCAUUAUUGUGAAAGACUUCUUUGGACCCUACAGCAUUGACGUGAUGGCAAGCUGUAUAUUCAGUGUGGAUUUUGACUCAAUCAAGAACCCUUCCAAUCCCUUCAUCACCCACGCAAACCAGAUGUUUAAAUUUCCCCUUCUUCUUUAUAUUUUUCAAGCAUGCUUUCCAAUUUUUCUUCCUCUUUUGGAGCGUUUGGGUGUCUCCUUGUUCCCCAAGUCUUCUACCGCUUUCUUAAAGUCAGUUGCGGAGAAGGUCAAAGCAGAACGCAACAGCUCGUCCCAGACUUCAGAUGAUAUGCUUGAGCAUUUGAUCAAGUGUCAGACAGCCAGUGAAAACGACAAAGAAAAGAAGCAUAAGGGUCUUACUGAACACGAGAUCAUUUCCCAAGUGACCAUGUUUGUGUUUGCUGGCUACGAGACAAGUGCCAUCGCUCUUGUUUUCUUAGCUUACAGUUUGGCAAGAAAUCCUGAAAUCAUGAAACGCCUUCAAAGAGAAAUAGACUCCACUUUCCCAAACAAGGGUCCAGUAGAGUACGAAGCUCUGAUGCAGAUGGAGUACCUGGACAGUGUGGUCAGUGAGUGCCUUAGGCUGUACCCCUCAAUUCCACGUCUGGAACGAGUGGCUAAGGAAACUGUAAAAAUCAGUGAAAUCACAAUCCCAAAGGGCAUGCUUGUUAUGGUUCCAGUCUACGCUCUGCACCGUGACCCGGAGCUGUGGCCAGAGCCAGAGGAGUUCAAACCUGACAGAUUUAGUAAAGAAAACAAGCAGAACAUCAACCCGUAUACUUACCUUCCAUUUGGGGCUGGGCCAAGGAGCUGCAUGGGGACGCGAUUUGCUCUGAUGAUGGUUAAACUGGCCAUGGUGGAAGUUUUGCAGAACUUCAGUUUCUCAGUCUGCAAAGAAACAGAGAUCCCAUUAGAGAUGGAUGUUGCAGGCUUUGUCUCUCCGGUUCGACCAAUCAAACUAAAGCUGAAGAUGCGUUCCAUCAGCUCAGCAAAUGUGGAUCCAUGUAACUAGAAAGCACUCAGACAGAUGAUAAACUCGAAUCAGAUUCAAACUACAAGAAUUUAAUAUGCAAGAAAAACUCUGGGUAUGAAAAUACCAAUUUAGUAUCUUUUAUUAAUGAUCAUCUACUCAGUUUUUGUCAGUUGGUUAGCAUUUAAAAAAGCAGUAAAUAAUCACUAAUCACUGUUUGAUAUGUCACAUCAUUAAGAAGUAAUGACACAGAGUGCCUCACUAACAUAUAGAAAAAGGUGGACACUGUAGAAAAGAUUUAAACUACAUAAAUAUUUGGAAAUAUUUGUAAAUAAUUUUGUUUCUGUACAUUACCACAAUACAUUUUAAAUGAAACAGCUGAGAUGCAGUUGAAGGGCAGACUUUCACCUUUAAUUCAGUGGGUUGAACAAAAAGAUUGUGUAAAAGUGUGAGGAACUAAAGUAUACUUUAACAUCAUGUCAGGAGCUCGAAAGUAAUUGGACAAAUUAAAUAAGUGAAAAUAUAAUGUUCAUUUCUAAUACUUGGUUGAAAACCCUUUAAUGACAGCCUGAAGUCUUGAACUCGUGUACAUCACUAGAUGCUGGGUUUCCUCUUUUUUAAUGCUCUGCCAGGCCUUUACUGCAGCGGCUUUCAGUUGCUGUUUAUUUGUGGGCCUUUCUGUCUGAAGUGAAAUACUCAGUUGGGUUAAGAUCAGUUGACUGACUUGGCCAUUGAAGAAUAUUCCACUUCUCUGCUUUAAUAAACUCCUGGGUUGCUUUGG